This is a messenger RNA of Cercopithifilaria johnstoni, 834 nucleotides long. The record is from the annotation of a GenBank genome assembly. NCBI's taxonomy places the organism in Eukaryota, Metazoa, Nematoda, Chromadorea, Rhabditida, Onchocercidae.
AUGAGUAAUAAAGGUGAUAAAUUAAAUGACAUUACUAAUGAAAAUAUUCAAAAGAAAGGACAAAUUACAACAAAAUCACCAAAAGCAGAAAUUAGUGCAGGAAAAGGAAUGGAAUCAUUCAAUGAUAAUAUUGCAACUUCGCCGGAAGCAGAAUUCUUAUCAGUAAUAACAACCACUAAUACAUCUGUUAUAUCAUCAGUUAAUCAUCCGGAACAAUUCACUGCAGAACAUAAAAUGCAAUUUGAAGAGUUGGAAGUCGAUACCGUAGAUGAUGGUGAUGAUACAGGUGAUAAUGGUCUCAUUUCAUUUGGCACACCAUCAAACAGAAGUAAUGAUGAAUUUAUGGCACAAAAUGAUGGCUCGGAAAAAGGUAUUGAGCAAGAUUCAACGUUGCCAAUGAUGAAUGAAGGAAAUGAUGGAGAAGAAUCAGAAUCAGCAAUUGCUGAUGUAAGUGCAACUGAAAGUACAGAAUCAAUGCAGAGCGAAUUAGAACCAAAAUCGAUAUCUUUGCAAACACAACAACAGCAAGAUGAAUCAGAAAGUGAUGAUUCAGCUAAGGAACAAAAUAAUAACGAUAAUUUUGAAGUUGAUCACAAGCAAGAUGAAAUGCAAUCGGAAACAAAUAUCACUGAGAUGGAAGAUUUGAUUGAUAAGGAAAGUGAUGAAGAAAUGAAACAGCAAGCUUCUGACGAUGUCUUAGAAGCAUUAAUAACAAAAGCGAUGACGGAAGGAAUGGAAGAAGCAAUACCGACUGAAGAAAAAUCAAAAGUGAAGAUCAGAAAAAUAUCUGAAACUGAUCGAAAGAAAGUAAUAAAUGCGAAAACUCCAUCAUAA